CAGCGCGAUCGUGCGUUCCCCAGGCCGCCGGGACCUUGUCGCAGGCACCGGGGCGGCAGGUGGGCGAAGGCGGCUGCGCAGGAGAGCGAGAUUUCAACAAGAAGAACUUAGGAUUCCUGGGAUUCCCACAUCAAAGAAAAGCCACAAGCUUUCAGAAAGAGUUUUCCUUUGACGAUAAAGAAGAACCUGCCAACCACAGGAGAGGCCUUGAUGCCAAGCGCUUAGCCGCGCUCCCUAAAGUUGCAGAAUUAAGAAAAAUCUUUGAACCAAAGAGGAAAGACUUUUUGGAAAUGAAAAGAAAAGAAAGAAUUGCUAGGCGCUUAGAAGGAAUAGAAAAUGACCCCCAGCCCAUCCUGCUGCAGAGCUGCACAGGGCUAGUGACUCAUCGGCUGCUGGAAGAAGACACACCCAGAUACAUGCGGGCCACGGACCCUUCGAGCCCUCACACUGGGCGAUCCAAUGAAGAGGAAGACACUCCUGAGUCCUCCCUAGAAAAGCAAACUCCUUCUAAAUACUGCACCGAAACCUCGAGCAUCCAUAGUUUGGGCUCCGUGGACACCCACAAUCUGGAGUCCAAAGCGGAAAGGAUCGCAAGAUACAAAGCAGAGAGGAGGCGGCAGCUGGCAGAAAAGUAUGGGCUGACCCUGGACCCCGAGGCCGACUCUGAAUACUCGUCUCGAUAUGCCAAGUCUCGGAAGGACCCAGAUGUGCCUGAGAGGCGAGGAAAAAGUGACAAGCAAGAAGAACAGAGCGUGGAUGCCAGUUCCAGGCACUCCAGGACAGAGUCAGGGCCCAGGACCAGCUUGGUGCUGUCCCAGGACUGUACCCCGUUGGGAAGCAACAUGUCUGACCAGGAGCUGCUGCUUAAUGUGGAGAACCAGAGAAGAGUCCAAGGUCCCCCACUAGGAGAAGACGGGUCCUCUGCCUCCUUUUCUGAGCGAAGAACCUCUUUCUCUGAAGUGCCCAGGUCUCCAAAGCAGAUACCCAGCUCACCGCUGCAACAGCCAGCCUCCCCAAGCCACCCCGGUGACCCACCAAUGCCCACAGAGGCCCGAGCCAGUAGCACAGGAAAGCCCAUGCAUGAGUGGUUUCUGCAGAGGGAUUCCGAAGGCGAUACACCGUCACUUAUCAACUGGCCCUCCAGAGUUAAAGUUAGAGAAAAAUUGGUGAAAGAGGAGAGUGCUCGAAGCAGCCCUGAACUCACCUCAGAGUCCUUAACUCAGAGGAGACAGCAGCCAGCACCAGCACAUUUCCUGCCUAUCCAGUCAGAAAGUUCCGCCUUUGAUAGGGUCACCAGCAAAGCAGUGAGUUCAUUACGGCCAAGCCGGAGUGGUGUCCUGCCAACUGAACCUGUUCACGCCAUCAAGGUGGUGACCAUGGACACCCCAGAAAGCACAUCUGAAUACAGCUGGGUGGGGUCAGCCACCCCAAAAGUUAUAAAAUCUACCACCUUGAAGAUUCUAGAAGGUGGGUCAAGGGAUGCUCCAGCACUCCAUAUUGGUGAGUCAAAAGCCGAAGAUGUGCUCUCUCCUGAACCUCUGGAGAGGAGCCCCAAAUCACUUUUGACCUCCGAAGAUGACAAGCUUGUGAGAGGCCACAAAGACCCCUCUGGUAAUAAAGAUUUAGAUAAGGCCAUCAUUCACUCUGUCGACGUAGAACCUGCGAGGGCGUGGCAAGUUCAGCACCCGCCCACUCAGAAAACUGGCCGGAGUGAAGUGCUUCUGUAUGUUCAGAGUGGUCCUGUGUCCCAAGAUGCCACACUGGCCAGUCAAGCCAAGGAGGCAUCUCCAAAGAAGCGCAAGGUUCUGGCCCGCUCACUGUCGGAUUACACAGGUCCCCCUCAGCUCCAGGCCCUCAGACACAAGGAUGCAGCCCCAAAGCAGGAGCUGGAGCUGCAGAGUUCCGGGGCAGAAGGGCCUGGUGCCGAAGCCGGCAUGCUGGACACCAGAGUCUCCGUCGCCCAGCUCCGAAAUGUAUUUAUGGAGUCGGUCAGAGCCAGCAAGAAACCUGAACUGUACCCUUCUGGUUCAGACAUGCCAAUGGUCGAGGAUGAAGGAAAGGUGGAUGAACGGGCCAAGCUGAGCGUUGCUGCGAAGAGGCUGCUUUUCAGGGAAAUGGAGAAAUCCUUUGAUGAACACAGCGUCCCGAAGAGACACUCGAGAAAUGCAGCCGUGGAACAGAGGCUGCGUCGCCUGCAGGACCGUUCACACACACAGCCCAUCACCACGGAGGAAGUGGCCAUUGCAGCCACGUUGCAGGCAUCCGCUCACCAGAAGGCUUUAGCCAGGGACCAGGCAAACGAGGCCAGAGAGUCUGCCGAACCAGGCGAACCUGACUCCUCCACUCUGAGCUUAGCAGAGAAGCUGGCCUUGUUUAACAGACUGUCCCAGCCAGUCUCCAAAGCCGUUUCCACCCGAAACAGGCUAGGCGUGCGGCAGAGGAGAAUGAACGCAAGGUAUCAGACUCAGCCGGUCACGCUGGGAGAGGUGGAGCAGGUGCAGAGUGGGAAGCUCAUCUCCUUCUCCCCCACCGUGAACACCUCUGUUUCUACCGUGGCCUCUGCGGUUGCCCCCACGUAUGCAGGGGACCUUCGGAAGUCAUCUGUUGACAACAGCACAAGUGCCACUGACUAUAAGUCUCCUUCUCCUGUGGAAACCUCAGACUCUCCCGUCAAAAGCAUUCUGAAACCACAAGCUUGGCGGCCUCUGGCCGAGCACAGUGGGAGCAAAGGAAUGCCGAGGGAGUCUGGAGAGACAGAAAGCAAGAAUGCUCUGCCUGUGGCUGCAGAAGACAGUGGCAUUCAAACACCAGGAGCCUUCGAGGAGGAAGCAGGGCCCUCCUACCGCGUCCUUGGCCGAGUCAGGGAGGGUGAUGGACAGAAGGAGCCCAGGCACACCAUCCUGAGGAGGGGAAGCUUAGAGCUAGCUAAUCCUUCUGCGGCACACCUUGGUGAUGAGCCGAAGGAAUUUUCCACUGCUAAAAGCAGUUUGCAAGAGAAUCUGGACCUGAAGGAGAAGCAGGCCUCGGAAGAGAACACAGAUGUGGAGAAUGUCAUGAGGAAGUUCUCACUCAAAGAGUUUGGAGAAGCUGCUUCUGAGCAGAUGGAGGAGGCGGCUGCCAGGAAAGCCCCUGUUCAGAUGUCAACCCCAGGGGCCCGGAAGCAGCAGGAGUCCUCCGAGCAGCUAGCCGAGAAGCUCUUCAAGAACCCUUGCGCCAUGUUUGCUUCUGGAGAGGUCAAAGUGCCAGUGGGCGACAGUAUCCUGGAUUCACCCAGCAAAACCAUGUCAAUCAAAGAAAGGCUGGCGCUGUUGAAGAAGAGCGGCGAGGAAGACUGGAAGAACAGGCUGAUCCGGAAGCAGGAAUACGGCAAAGCCACGGGCGGCCUGCACACACCGGAAGUGGAGCAGUCCCUGAAGAAAAAGGAAGAAGGAGGACUUACAGAUGAUAAUGCCAUUUCUAAUCUGCUUUGGAGAGUCACAGAAAGUCGAGAGAGCCAGAUGACAAUUGAGGAGAGGAAGCACCUCAUCACUGUGCGGGAGGAAGCGUGGAAGACGAAGGGCAGAGGUGCUGCCAACGACUCCACACAGUUCACCGUGGCAGGAAGAAUGGUGAAGAAAGGUCUGGCAUCACCCACAGCCAUAACUCCCAUCUCAUCCCCUCUCUGCAGUAAAUCAAGAGGCACUACCCCGGUUUCCAAACCCACGGAAGAUAUUGAAGCCAGACCAGACAUGCAGCUGGAAUCGGACCUCAAGCUGGACAGGCUGGAAACCUUCCUAAGGCGACUGAACAACAAAGUUGCUGGGAUGCAGGAAACGGUUCUCACGGUCACUGGCAAAUCUGUCAAGGAGGUGAUGAAGUUGGAUGAUGACGAAACCUUUGCCAAAUUCUACCGCAGCGUGGAUCACAACAUACCCAGAAGUCCUGUGGAGCUGGAGGAGGACUUCGAUGUCAUUUUUGACCCUUAUGCUCCCAAGUUGACAUCUUCCGUGGCAGAGCAUAAGCGCUCAGUCAGGCCCAAGCGCCGGGUCCAGGCUUCCAAGAACCCGCUCAAACUGCUGGCAGCAAGAGACGACCUCCUUCAGGAAUACACGGAGCAAAGGCUAAACAUUGCCUUCAUGGAGUCCAAGCGGAUGAAAGUGGAAAAGAUGUCAUCCAACUCCAACUUCUCAGAAGUGACUCUGGCAGGCCUGGCCAGCAGGGAGAACUUCAGCAGCAUCAACCUGAGGAGCGUCAACCUGAUGGAACAGAACUCCAACAACAGUGCCGUGCCCUACAAGAAGCUCAUGCUGUUGCAGAUUAAAGGAAGAAGACACGUGCAGACAAGGUUGGUGGAGCCCCGAGCCUCAUCCCUCAACAGUGGAGACUGCUUCCUUCUGCUCUCUCCUCAGUACUGCUUCCUGUGGGUGGGAGAGUUCUCCAACGUCAUCGAGAAAGCAAAGGCAUCUGAACUUGCAACGUUAAUUCAGACAAAGAGGGAGCUUGGUUGUAGAGCUACAUACAUCCAGACCAUUGAAGAAGGAAUUAACACGCAUACUCAUGCAGCCAAAGACUUCUGGAAGCUCUUGGGUGGCCAGACCAGUUACCAAUCUGCCGGAGACCCAAAGGAAGAUGAGCUGUAUGAGACAGCCAUCAUAGAGACGAACUGUGUCUACCGCCUGACAGAUGACAAACUCGUUCCCGAUGACGACUACUGGGGGAAGAUUCCCAAGUGUUCCCUUCUGCAGUCCAAAGAGGUCCUGGUGUUUGACUUUGGUAGUGAAGUUUAUGUGUGGCAUGGGAAGGAAGUCACGUUGGCACAACGGAAAAUAGCAUUCCAGCUGGCUAAGCACUUAUGGAACGGAACCUUUGACUAUGACAACUGUGACAUCAACCCCCUGGACCCCGGAGAGUGCAAUCCACUCAUUCCCAGGAAAGGACAAGGGCGGCCUGACUGGGCAAUAUUUGGAAGAGUUACGGAGCACAAUGAGACUAUUCUCUUCAAGGAGAAAUUUCUCGACUGGACAGAACUGAAAAGACCCACAGAGAAGAAUUCUGGGGAAGUCGUCCAGCAGAAGGAUGACCCGAGGGCUGACGUCAAGCCCUAUGAUGUGACACGGAUGGUGGCGGCACCCCAGAUGACAACCAGCACCAUCUUAGAUGGGGUGAACGUUGGCCGUGGCUAUGGCCUGGUGGAAGGAGACGACAGAAGGCAGAUUGAGAUUGCCACCGUCUCUGUGGAUGUGUGGCAUAUUCUGGAAUUUGACUACAGCAGGCUCCCCAGGCAGAGCAUCGGGCAGUUCCACGAGGGGGACGCCUAUGUGGUCAAGUGGAAGUACAUGGCGAGCACAGCAGUGGGAAGCCGACAGAAGGGAGAGCAUCCGGUGAGAGUGGCUGGCAAAGAGAAGUGUGUCUAUUUCUUCUGGCAAGGCAGGCACUCGACUGUGAGCGAGAAGGGAACGUCUGCUCUCAUGACAGUGGAACUUGACGAAGAGAGGGGGGCCCAGGUCCAGGUCCUGCAGGGGAAGGAGCCACCCUGCUUCCUUCAGUGUUUCCAGGGGGGUAUGGUGGUGCACUCAGGACGGAGGGAAGAGGAAGAAGAAAACGUGCAAAGUGAAUGGAGACUGUACUGUGUGCGAGGAGAGGUACCCAUGGAAGGGAACUUGCUGGAAGUAGCCUGUCACUGCAGCAGCCUGAGGUCCAGGACUUCCAUGGUCGUUCUGAACGUAAACAAGGCUCUCAUUUACCUGUGGCACGGAUGCAAAGCCCAAGGCCAUACGAAGGAGGUUGGAAGGACUGCGGCAAACAAGAUCAAGGAAGAGUGUCCCCUGGAAGCAGGCUUACACAGCAGCAGCAAUGUGACAAUACAUGAGUGUGACGAAGGAUCCGAGCCCCUGGGAUUCUGGGAUGCUCUGGGGAGGAGGGACCGCAAGGCCUACGACUGCAUGCUUCAAGAUCCUGGAAGUUUUAACUUCGCGCCCCGCCUGUUCAUCCUCAGCAGCUCCUCUGGAGACUUCUCUGCCACCGAGUUCGUGUACCCUGCGCGAGCGCCCUCUGCCGUCAGCUCCAUGCCUUUCCUGCAGGAGGAUCUGUACAGUGCGCCUCAGCCAGCUCUCUUCCUUGUUGACAACCAUCACGAGGUGUACCUCUGGCAAGGCUGGUGGCCCACCGAAAACAAGAUAACCGGCUCUGCCCGCAUUCGCUGGGCUUCAGACCGGAAGAGUGCCAUGGAGACAGUCCUGCAGUACUGCCGAGGAAAAAAUCUCAAAAGGCCGCCCCCCAAGUCUUACCUUAUCCAUGCCGGGCUAGAACCCCUGACGUUCACCAACAUGUUUCCCAGCUGGGAACACAGAGAAGACAUUGCCGAAAUCACAGAAAUGGACACCGAAGUUUCCAACCAGAUCACCCUGGUGGAAGAUGUCUUAGCCAAGCUCUGUAAAACCAUCUAUCCACUGGCAGAUCUGCUCGCCAGGCCACUCCCAGAGGGGGUAGACCCUCUAAAGCUUGAGAUUUAUCUCACAGAUGAAGACUUCGAGUUUGCACUCGACAUGACGAGAGAUGAAUUCAACGCACUGCCCACCUGGAAGCAGGUCAACCUGAAGAAGGCGAAGGGCCUGUUCUGAGGGUGAGGUGACGGAGCUGCGCAGAGCUCGCUGCCACCACACCAGAACACGGAUGCAGAUAUAUAUUUGGACUAGUAUUUUUUUUUCUGUCAAAGAAGAAAGUAUUUUUGAAUGAGAGUUUUUCAAAACCUGGUCUUAUUAACUCUACAGCUUGUCCUGAAGUCGAGCAUUCUAUAAAUGUACAGGAGAACACUUCGGUUGUUCUUUUCCACAGUUCAGGUGAACUGAAGAGCGUCUCUUCCGUUCCCCUCAGCCAAGUGCUGCCUCAGCGGCCGCUGCAGCCUCAACCUCCUGUCCCGGCUCAGCGUUGCCUUUUUUAAAGCGAUUCUCUUUAUAAAGUGUUAUUUUGAUAGUUUGUGAAUUCUAAAUAUAUAUAUAUAUAUAUAUUUAUAUAAACACAUAUAAAUCAACUAUGUAUUUAACAAAGCAAUACGUAUUCAUUCACUUGCAACUGUUUUCUUUGGUGUCAAAACAAUAUUACCAUUGUAAUAUAGGUAGAGGGCCAUGUCGCUUCUGUUGAGUUAAGCCUUCCACCAGUCUGCCCUGUGCUCGGAAGUGCCUCCUUCAGCCUUAGGUCUGGCUUGUGCUGAGUUCCGCUUCCGGUGCUAAAGCGAACAAAGACCUUGUACUCCUGGUGUGAACUCUGAAGAAUCUAUUUGAAUCAACCUUUCUACCUUAAUGUCUCCCCCCAGAAAUGUAUAGUGCCUUGUUUUAUGUACAGUUUAUAUACAGAAAAGUUUGCUCUGCUGUUUUGAUGCCAGUUUGGAACACUAUCAACAGUUUUAUUCUCAGUAGAAAUAAAAAACAUCUCAGUUUCUCAUACCCAUUGUAAACAUUACACGUGUCAUUUUGUGACACAGGAUCCCAAAAUAAAAUUUACAGUAAUCACAA
Molecule: messenger RNA, 7490 nt
Organism: Apodemus sylvaticus (European woodmouse)
Lineage: Eukaryota; Metazoa; Chordata; Mammalia; Rodentia; Muridae
Gene: Svil
Product: supervillin
Exons: 37
Coding region: 291-6599 (2102 amino acids)
Biological process (GO): cytoskeleton organization; barbed-end actin filament capping; actin polymerization or depolymerization
Cellular component (GO): cytoplasm; actin cytoskeleton
Molecular function (GO): phosphatidylinositol-4,5-bisphosphate binding; actin filament binding
Source: RefSeq, a predicted model, not a curated record